UGGAGGGGUUGGCGGGUGGACACUGCGCCUUUCUCCUUGCAGGGUGUGUAGGCUAAGUUAAAGGGGGCUAUUGUGGAAACUCUAAGGACUUCUUGGGGAGUGGGUGGGACACGGAAGGAAGAUUUCAUCUCAAGUUACAGUCAUAAGACGCCGGAAGUGGAAUGGCUUUCUUUAUUUGAAAAGCCAGAGGGGAAAAAAAGCAGUUUGAUUGUAUCUCUUGUCUGCUAGAUGAUUUAGCCAUAGGUGAUUUCAGAGGCACCCCAGAGAGGUAUGGGAUCUUUCUUCACCAUUUAAAGCUUGAGGUUUUCACAUACAGAUGGGAUAUUUUAAUUUGUGUGAUGAUAUAGACUUGUCCUUUUCUAUGACUUUAGAGAAAACCAAAGAAUAAAACUAGGGGAAAUGAAGAAGUCAGGAGCACAUCAAAUUUAAUCAUCAAAUGGAAUAAGAUUUCCCGUACUUUUAUGAGACAUUUGAUGAGGAAACCCAACACAAUAUCCUAUGAAGAACUGUGAAAGGGCCUAGGGAUAUUUGCCUUGAGGGGAUAUGCUUGCUGCUUCAAAUAUCUGAUGGGCUCUCAUGUGGCAUAGGAAUCUACUGAGUCCUGGCAUAGCACGAGUGUCAACAGACUGAAACCCCAGGGAGAUCCAUUUCAACCCCAUGUGAGUCAGAGCUAUGCACACAGCAUGGAUUUUUUCAGGAGAUAGUGAGUUCCUCCUGAUCAAACAUAUUGAAGCAUAGAUGGAUAUUUCAGCAGAGAUGCUGAAGGUGGGAAUAAAGUUUCAGGUGGCAAGAGCCAUGCAAUUCUCCGGCUCAGCCAGGGCAGCUGAUGAGAACUUUGACUAUUUGUUCAAGAUUAUCCUCAUUGGGGAUUCCAAUGUGGGGAAGACGUGUGUGGUGCAGCAUUUCAAAUCCGGGAUCUACACAGAGACACAGCAGAACACGAUUGGGGUGGACUUCACUGUGCGCUCCCUUGAGAUCGAUGGCAAGAAAGUGAAGAUGCAGGUGUGGGACACCGCUGGCCAGGAGCGCUUCCAGACCAUCACCCAAAGCUACUACCGCAGUGCCCACGCAGCCAUCAUCGCCUACGACCUCACCCGGCGGUCCACGUUCGAGUCUGUUCCUCACUGGAUUCACGAGAUAGAAAAAUAUGGAGCAGCCAACUUGGUCAUUAUGCUGAUUGGGAACAAAUGUGACAUGUGGGAAAACCGGCAUGUUCUGUUUGAGGAUGCCUGCACGCUGGCUGAGAAAUACGGACUCCUUGCUGUUUUGGAGACGUCUGCCAAGGAGUCCAAGAACAUAGAUGAAGUCUUCGUGCUGAUGGCCAGGGAGCUGAUAGCCCGCAACAGCCUGCAGUUGUAUGGGGACAGCGCCCUGAACAGCCUCCCCCUGGAUUCCAGUCCAGUUCUUAUGGCCCAGGGUCCGAGUGAAAAGACCCACUGCACUUGUUGAAUAUGUUCACGAGGCCAUUCGCACCCACAGAAGGCAUCUCUGAAACCAAAGGUAGUCGGAUAUCCUAGUGUCUGCUGAGCAGCACCUCACACCCAAGUGUAGACUUGCCACUAGUCCUUAAUCCUUCCCGCCUGGAUGGGUGGCACUUCUGCCUCAAUUCACACCAGAGGCCAUAACUGCUGACUCUGAGGACAGGGGACACCACUGUCUUUCUUGAUGUUGCCUAGAGAAACCAGGACUUAAGGUAUGGAGGUAGGAGGGCAAGCUUUGCUCUUUUCCAUCUUUCCCUGUUCUCCCCAACCCUUCCACUGUUUUCUACUGAAUUUUGCUUCUCUCUUGAAGAAGAGAGUAGUGAAGGAAAGAAGAAAAGAGAACCAUCAAGAGAGG
Molecule: messenger RNA, 1836 nt
Organism: Ceratotherium simum simum (southern white rhinoceros)
Lineage: Eukaryota; Metazoa; Chordata; Mammalia; Perissodactyla; Rhinocerotidae
Gene: RAB19
Product: RAB19, member RAS oncogene family
Molecular function (GO): GTPase activity; GTP binding
Source: RefSeq, a predicted model, not a curated record